Spirodela intermedia is the source of this 27988-nucleotide messenger RNA. NCBI's taxonomy places the organism in Eukaryota, Viridiplantae, Streptophyta, Magnoliopsida, Alismatales, Araceae. The record is from the annotation of a GenBank genome assembly.
AUGGAGUCUGCCGCGGCCCUCCUCCCGGCCAUGUCCGUCUUUACGGUCUCCCGAAGCUUGAAGAUUUCCACCGGGACCAACGUCCGCCGCAACCACUCCUGCAAUCUCCGCCAGCUCAUCUGGAGGUUACCUAGGGCGUGUCAUCCGCAGAGGCAUUGCAUCCGCAGUGGGUUCUCCUCUUCCUCCUCGGCUGCCAUUUGCUUGGGGAGCGCUGGCAAGAAGCUGCCCAGAGAAUUUUUCUUGUUGUCAUUCGCCGGGAGCAUCAUUUCGGGUUCCCGACGCGGUACAGCACCAGGGCGUCUCCCUCUGGCGUCUCUCUCAAGUUUAUCUGCGGUGCCUUCCGGGUCAGGAGGGGGUGGCGACGGCCUUGGAGUUGGGAACGGAGGGGAAGAUGGCGACGGCGGGUCGAGCGGUGGGGGGACGGAGACGAAGUCCAUCUCCGGAGAGUCUGAAGAUGUGUCGAAUUUGGGGUCCGACGUGAUAAUUCUCGACGUUGGAGUAAGUGAGCUUUCAGUAUCUGUCGGUUUUCGGCGUCUCUGCUGCAUGCUCAUACCUUUUCGUUCUUUCAGGGAAUGUCGUGCGGCGGCUGUGCGGCCAGUGUGAAGCGUAUUUUAGAAAGUCUUGUAAGAAUUCGUCCUCCGUUGACCUUUGCGUAUAAAUUUCUCCCAGGAUCUGAGUUGAUUUUCCAAUUUCUAGUUACUUUUUUUUUAUUUCCCCAUGUGUUCUCAACCUAACGAGGUAUGCAUUCGACAGCCUCAGGUGUCCUCCGCCAACGUGAAUCUUGCAACUGAGACCGCAGUAGUAUGGGCCACAUCUGAAGCCAAGGUUACACGCGAUUGGCAGCAAGAUCUGGGCCAGAAACUUGCUAGCCACUUGACAACCUGUGGAUUCCAGUCUAAUCUUCGAGGUUGGUACCCAUUUAAAUCUGUUUCCUCGUGCCUCUUUACGAUAGCUUAUUGCUCAAAAUAUAUUAUUUUUCUGUUUGAGUGUCAAUUGUAUUUAAAUUUUUCCUUGUAUUAAAAGAGAUGUGCUAAGCUUAGGGAACUAGUUAUUUUCUAAGGUGACAGUUUUGUUUGCCAUUUGUGAUGGAGGUCGGCCAAUGUUUGGAAGAUACUUGAACAUGUGAUUCUGCUCUUGUGACAUUUUUUCUUGCUUUGGUUUAGACAUUUUCGCAGCAUGUGGCAAGAACAUCAGUCUCUCACAUAUCACUUUGAUUCCACUAUUUUUAUGCAUUUAUUCUGUCCUAGUGACGAUACCCCCUUCAAAUGUGUUCUAAACGUGGAAUGAAUAACUGAACUUGUUGAUCAUUGCUAGGUUACGCAUAACCGAAGAAAAACCACUGAAAUUAUAGAAUUGGGUGAACACUGGCUCAGUUAAGCCCAUUUUAUGUCAGUUCUAGGUUCUCGGUUUUCGGUUUAGUUCAAAGCUUUACUUUAAGUUUCACAGAUUUUGUUGUAAUUAAAUUGGGAUAUUUUUCUGUAUAAUGGCAUUCGGUUACUUAUUUUAUAUAAUUAAGGAUGCGUACAUAGUUGUCGUAUGGUGUAUUGAAUAUAAGAUGUAGUAACCUGGUGGAAGUAAUGAGUGGAGCACAAUGAGUGGUUUGGUGGGGAGGAGGGAAAAAUUCUAGGACCAUCAGUUGAUGUAAUUGAGUUAUUUGUAUUUCCUGAGAACUGAUCUGGAACAUUUCAAGCAAGACAUUGUGAGUGAUAUGAGAUCUAAGGAUGACUUUAGAUGAAACUGAAGGAGUAUCUUUAUGGAAUGAGUUGACCUAAUGGAUGCUUCCGUAAUGAACAUCUAGGAGUGGGUAUCUUCUACAAAUGGGAGGUUAAUUUCUCUGCCAUUAAGUACUAGAAUCUUAAGGGGUUCCCACCCCAUUUCGUUCACCUGGAGGAGGAAAAGACAAGAAGAAUAUGCAAAACUGGGUUAAGGCAUCGAUACAUGGUCUAAAAACGAGAAUGUCCCACCAACACGAGAAGGUCCUCACUUGUGUUGUCAGCAAAAUCGGCUCCAGUCUAUAUUUUUCUUCCUCUUUUCCUAUUAUACUUUUUCUCUCUCCUUUCAUUCUUUCCUUGACUGUAGCAAAAUUUGCAGAAAUUUUUGGAAAACGUAGCAAUCAAGUUCAUAAUGUCCGUCUAACUUAGAACACUGAUAACAGUACGAGCAAAGUGAUUUGAUUGCCUAAGGCGUAAGUUUACAGGUGGAUCAAUUUAACCCUGUCAUAAACUGGACAACCAUAUAAAACAUGAAAACUAACAGAAUGGAGUAUGCAUGCUAAAAUUGUCGAUGCAUAUUCUUUAUUGAUUGGAUGAUGAGUUUAGAAAGGUAUCUGAUCUUUAUUGGGAUCAGAUACCUUUCUAAACCUUAGUGGAUAUAGUUGAAUUUGAAAAAUGAAAACUUGUCUAACCAGAGAAUUUCCUGUUUGACUGUAAUAAUUUUUAUUUAUUUUAAGUACAGUUAAAUUUACCUUAAAAAGCUAAAAAAUGUGGUCCGCGCAUAUAUAUCUGCUUAAUCCAAUCUGAUUUGCACUCUGAUGAAUCUUUUUGGGCUUUAUGUCACCUAGACUAAUCCACUUGUAAAAUCUAGUUUAUCCUAAACUAAUCCAUUUUUAUGCAUUUGCGUUUAUCCUGGGUUGUUUGGUUAAAUAUCAUAGUUCAGUUUCUGAAUAAGUUUGUCCAGUUGUUUUUGGAUGCCAGAUCCCUGGCAAGUUUUUGCAAUGCUUUGUCAAUUCCUCUUAAUUAGUUUGUGGACAGUCUUUGGGACCUUGACCAUCAAAUUUGCGUCUAUAACCACAGGCAUAUUAUGCGUUUGUUUGCCUGGUCAUGACUUUCUACUGGGAGUCAGUAUUUUUUAUGGUGAACAUACGAGGUGCACUCAUAUGUUGAUUGAGUGGACCAUUGCCUGUGAAUUGUAGCCUCCAUUAGUUUCUGAAAUUUUUAAAAAGGGGAUCCGAUAUGCAAAAUCUUGUACUCCUUAGAUAGGGCAUGAACAUUGGCAACUAUGUCAACCCACGAGGAGAACAUGUUGACGUUUCUCUUUGAUAUGUUGAAGAUUUGGUACUUAAUCGCAGGUAGGAAACAUACAGUUGAAGGAGAUAUUCAAUCUUAAGUAUGCAAGAGUGCAGCUGAAAUACUGGUUCUUCAAAGGAAUAAUUGGUAAGACUUUGAUAUUUGAGGUGUUUCACUCUGAGACGAAUAUUUUUGAACUCCAUUUUCUUGGGGCCACUAUUCAGAUGAAGUAAUGGAUCUGUCUCUGUCCAUAGGUGAUCUCCAAUGCUGCAGCGGGUGGUUCAAGAGAAGGCAUCUUGGAACGUUUCCUUUGUUAUCUUUUUUCUGUCUGAGGUCUCCUGGAAGGAGUAACAGUUAGUCAGUAUUUGACUCAUCAAUGUAACUUGACAGUUUUCACUGUCCCAAGUUCAUAUUAAUUAUUAUUGUAACUUGUAAUCACAGAAUCUUGAUGUAUCUUGAAUCCAUAAAUAUUAUCUAUUGGAGUAUUGAAUUGAAGUUGCAAUCCCUGGAUUUCACUGACAUGAGGUUCAUUGGAUAGAAUAUGGCAAUGCAAUGGCCAUGGUCUGGUUACCUAUGCACCAAGGGAACAUUGGUGACAACUGUUGGUAUUAAUUGCACUAACAUUCAUAGAAUGGAUGUUUUGUACUGACCAGGUUGCUUAAUGUCAAUAACCUUCAGAACAAUGGUACAAUGCAUUUUUGUCUGAGAUCUCCACUUAGCCCAACCAUAGAUUGCUUAGUAGAUUUAUGUAUGCUGCUUCGACGUCAAUGUGUCUCAACUGUUUACAUUUCUUUACCUUGUGGAAUAAUAUUAUUGUUUUUUUAUUUUAUUAUUCUAAUGUAACGAGCCUGAUUUUAUUUCAGUAAAGAUAUAUUGUUGAUGUAUUUGGCAUUCUUUAGAUUGUAUCAAUUGUAAAAUCAGGCAUGCCUGAACUGUAUGUUUUAAUUCAUGAUAGUCUAUCUAAGAUGUAGAAACAUAAAUAAGAAAGGUAGUUGUCUAGAAUCUUAGACAUUGCAUCAUUAUAAUUUCACUUGAUGGUUAUUAAAAAUGUGGCAUUUUUUCCUUAUAAAGUUUCUAAUAGUUAGGCUUGAUAAUUGUAGAUUCCUCAAGAAAAGACUUAUACAGGAUUUUUGAAAAGAAGAUGGAUGAAAAGCUGGUGCGUCUAAAAGAAAGUGGUAUGGUCUAUUUUUAUUUUCCUCUCAAACUGAGUUUAGCCUAUUAUCUCGUAUGUUUGUAUUUAAUGCUUGUUAUACUAUUCCUUGGCCAAAAGCUGACUGAAGUCUUGUGCAUUACUGAUUUUGUUGUCAUCUAUCGGAUUUCUUAUUUCCUGAUUCAUUUAUCUUUGAAAAAAAUUAUGGUGCAUUGUCUGACAUUACAACUGUUUGUAUCUUCAAACAGGUCGAGGACUUGUUGUCUCAUGGACAUUAUGUGCUGUUUGCCUUUUGGGUCAUACUGCGCAUUUAUUUCAGGCGAAUGCACCAUCAUGGUUACAUGCAUUGCAUUCAACUGGUUUCCAUUUGUCACUUUCCUUUCUUACGUUAAUUGGUCCAGGUCGUCAGCUUAUCCUAGAUGGGAUAAGAAGCCUUUUCAAGGGUUCUCCAAAUAUGAACACUUUAGUUGGCCUGGGAGCUUUAUCAUCUUUUGCUGUUAGUUCAGUGGCCGCUUUUGUACCUAAACUGGUAAAUAGAUACUCUUAUCCCCAUAAAGUAUGAUUAUUGAAUUAUGCUACUCUGAUAUGACAUGAAAUAUUGUAGUUUGGUUUGUGUUUAUCCAUCUUUGCGAAUGUAAUUUUUUCCAUCACGUCAUUAAUUCUAAUAUGUGACCUAUAACACGAAAACAUUGUGUUGAAUGAUCAUAGGGAUAAAAUGAGACCUGGCUUGUGAAGGAAUUUGAAAGCAAAAUGUUAAAGAGCAUAUUUAUUGUUUCCAGAACAGAAGAAUGUUGUUUUAUCAUGUUUUAUAUUAAACAAAGUCAUCAACGUGAUCUGCUGAAAUUACCCUAGUUUGUCCAAUGAUUGCUAUUCCAUGGGAUUAUCCAUGUCUAGAGGAAAAGAUAAACUCUUGCGAACAUUCACUUUAUUAUCCUGAGUAGUUGGAAUAAAUCUCACAAUGUACUUUAAUAUGAAGGAACAUUGUUUUUCGUAUUUUCCUUUGUUCUAGUUUGGGCCAUGAAAUGGAUAUUUUUCUUCUGUGGAAUGGAGUUUUGUGGGUAGAGAGUAAGCAUCCUUGGGACAAAGGUUCAAUGAGCCAUCUAAGAAUGGAUAAAAGUAGUGAUGAUCAUCUAGUUUGGCAGUUUUCUUCUUGGAAGUACCAUGAAUUUGUAAAAGUGUUCUUUGCUGGGAAACUGGGCUGAGCCACUUGGUUUUCUUCCGAUUUUUCCACCUGAAACUAGUUCUUUGAGUUUCUGACACUACAGUUAUUUUAAUUAAUUGGGAACUUUUUGUGGCGGGAGAGGAAAUACAGAAUGAUUAGUCUUCUAGUUGGGAAGAAGGUAGGUUUGGCAUUGUAUCAGAUCUCUAUGAUGGUGGCAAAUUGACAAAAGUUUUACAGCUGAUGAUGGAAGAGAGAAUCCGAUAAUAACUUCUUCCCAACAUGGAGCUUAGUAAACCAAGGAAAAAUGGGGUUGGAGAAUACCUGAUGACCACACUUUAGUAAAUGGACAUCGCCAAGAGCGAGAAUCUGGGAGAGGACUAGAUAGACUGAAAAUGGAUUUAAACGAUUAUAAAUUGGAAACCAAUUUAAUGCAAGUAGUUUCAGGAUGGUGGCCGACAGGAUUCUAAGUGAGUUAACCAUGUUGGUAAAUAUAUUUCGUCAGAGAUCAGUUAUUAUAAAAUUAGUUGUCAAUAGUGUAACUGAGAGGCGUGAAUUAUAACUCCAUACUGUAUAUCAAUGUCUGAUGAGAAAGAUCCGAUGGUAGCCCACAGAGAGCCAAUUAGCGCUUAGGUACCAUGACUUGUCUUUCUGAACAGUGUUAAGAUAUAGCAUAUGAGAAUAUGCCUGGGUUCAUGCAGCCACUUAUGAAUGAUUAAAAUGCACUAAAUUCUUGAUAAGAUGCAUAAUUGUUUCAUGAUAGCUACAAAUACCUUGUGAGGAAUUCAGCUGGUAAAUGCUCGAUAGUUGAGCUCAUCUUGAAACAUAAAAUAAGAGGUUCUUUUUAAAGGAGCAUUCGUUAAUUUUUAGGUGUGGGUCAAAUAAGGAAGUGAUAAUUUUUCUAUUUACAAGCGUGAUUUGUAAGUAUGCCCAACUCACCCCAGCUCAUGCAGCCUGGCUUGUUUUUUCAGGUUUCAGAGUCCUUUCUGUAUCCGUAUCCUCUGAGUAGACCAUCCCAUCGUUGGUUAAGCCCAAAAGUCCUUUUUGUUUAGGAACUGGGUCAACGAGUGUUGACACUUUAUUUUUUAACCUGUUAUGACAUAUCAAACAGACCAGUGGUACAACCUGAGCCUUCUGGAUGAUCAUGAGCAGGCUCUGUGCUUGAAAGAGGGAAGUGACAUAUGUGGCCAAAGAAGCAACAUCUUCAUUUUUUUUCUUCUUCUCCCUCUUUUCCCCCCUUUUUCUCUGUAGUUUACUCCUGUUCUUAUAUUCAAAAUGUGCAGCAAUAUGCCUAUCAAUAUCUCCUGGAUGUGGUUUUUUUUCACCCCGUUCCUAUUCUCUGUUUUCAUCCAGUUUCAAUAGUUUCUCUGCUCAAACAGUCUUUGUUUCAGUACCUUGGAAUCUAGAUGAGAUAGGGCUGCGUUUGAACAGGUUUCUGGGGAAAAAAUGCAGAAGUGGAAGAACAAGAAGAGCAACGAUAGAAUAAAUUUUUCAAAAACAUAACCCCCUGUAGAUCGGCACCAGAGAGUGCUGCUGAAAUACAUCCUGGGGAAGUGGUGAGUGGUGCCGGCAGGUACGACUGCAGCAACGGACCCUAGAGGACAGUGGCGGGCAGUGCUGAGAGAAGAUCCCUUGAUAAUUGGAAACGGUAAUGGAGAGCCAUUAACCCUCGUCUCAAAAGAUAUAACUGGCCUAAAGAUCCCUAGAAACGAGGGCUUUUGGUCUUUUGAUGGGCCCCACUUUUCUGGAAGGGGAAGAACCAAUACAUGAUCUCUUGUGAGAAGCGUUACCUAACUGAUUCGGGCCCCUCUGGCAAUCUAUAACUAGAAAGAUCUGCUCUACACUCCCUGCAAUUCUUCAAGGGCCUAGACAUUUUAAGAAGCUGAGAAUAUAGAGAAUUGCAAAAGAACAGAGGAUAUUUCUCGAAUAAGGAAACUUGAGUCUCAAUGCCCAUCAGACAAAUUCCUACGUGGUCCAAGCACCAAUUGGAUAAAUUAGUGACCAAUUCUGCACAAGCUUUCUUGUUGACCAGUUCCUAUUGUUGUUAGAAGCAGAGGACGAACCAUUUGAAGGAUACUGCAUCAGAUUUGCUUGAGUCUUAGAAGCCCCUUUCAAAGUUUACAUGUCAGGGUAUAAUAGAACUAUGACAAUAACGCCUGUUUUGUAUGCUAUAAUAGAAUAGCCCCAAUAUCUCAUGUACACGACUUAUUGUGUGAUACGUCCUCCAAAUCAUUAUUUGGGUACUCUACGGUACUUAAAUAGUGCUCAGGUUGAUUCAGAACGGCAAUUCUUUGCGACUGUCGAGGGUUUAGUUUUGUUUUCUAUCCCACCUAUUGCACUUUGACUCCUCUCUCCAUCACCUUCUAUUAUCUACUGUCUCACAACAUUCCUCUAUUUUUUGGCCCCUCUUUCCUCCACAAAUCAGGCUUCCUAUUCUACGACUCCGUUCAAAUAGAAAGGUCGAUUUCUAUGAUUGUAAAGUGUAAAGUGAAUGAAUAGUUAUCUGCAGGGAUUUCACGAAUGGAUGCUUUUGCUAUUUCAAAAAUGGAGGAUCCACUAUUCUUAUUCAUGAAAGUUAAGGGCCAUUGAUUUUAUUUCAUAAAUGAAAGUAAAAUUCACGAAUUUCUUCUAUCCUAUUUUUUUGUUUCCCUCUUUCUUUUUGAAGAUUCACAUUUCUAUUUUUCAAAGUUUUCAAUUCAUGUAAUCAUUAUUGAAUUAAGUUCGACUUGUCACAGGGCUGGAAGGUAUUCUUUGAGGAGCCAAUUAUGUUAAUAGCCUUUGUCUUGUUGGGAAAGAAUCUUGAACAGAGAGCAAAACUAAAAGCUACAAGCGACAUGACUGGCCUAAUGAAUAUUCUGCCAACUACAGCUCGACUUAUGGUUGAUGGUGAUGUUGAAGAGUUGACUUCAAUUGUUGAAGUUCCUUGCGGUAGCCUUUCUGUUGGAGAUCGUAUUGUUGUUUUUCCAGGAGUGAGCAAUUUCAAGCAUUCUUUCACAAUGUAUUUUUUAUAUUUUUCUCAUAGAAAUACGACAUCACAUGCUACUUCUUUCUUUCAAUGCUACAAGAAGUUGUUUGAGAAUUCCUUUUUUUUUCUUGAUUCUCAUAUUGACUGGAAACUUUGUGUCUGAAAUGUAUUUGUCUCUAAUUCAAUGAAAAGGAAUGGUUUUUGAAUCCCAGUAUGUAUAACAUCUUGUCUGAGGAAGAUUGCUGGCAAUUAGUGGGAAGUGGAUAAGAGAAUAGAAGGGACUAUGCAUGAUCCGUUUAUGUUCUGAGAAGCUGCUAUUAUUCACCUGUCAUUGCAUUAUAGAUCACGUCGGUUUUACGAACUAAGGAUUGGCGGUUGUCUUUUUUUCGUCCCUGAGAAUAUCUAUCUAUUGUAUAGGACCGUGUUCCUGUUGAUGGUACUGUCAAAACUGGAAGAAGCACAGUUGAUGAAUCAAGCUUCACUGGGGAGCCACUUCCAGUGACAAAGCUUCCUGGGGUAAAUUUCUGUCAUGAUUCUUGUGGAAGUGUUGUUUCUUGAAUGGGAAAUUUUUGGCUUCACGUGCCUUAACUUUCUUAAAACUUACUACAGUGAAAACUUGAUUUUGUUAGUCAUCAUUUUAUUUUUACUUCCAUGAACUUUCCAUUGUUUUUUGAGAAUUUUAUGGGACUUUCCAAGUCUGAAGUGACAGCUGGAAGUAUCAACUUGAAUGGCACUCUUACUAUCGAAAUCCAAAGGCCUGGCGGCGAAACUGUUAUGGGAGACAUUAUUAGAAUGGUGGAAGAAGCACAGUCCAGAGAAGCUCCUGUUCAGCGUCUGGCUGACGAGGUAAUAAUUGUGGAUCUAUUCUAGGACAUACUUGAGGAUUUUAUUUCAAAAAUGCAAGGUAUAGCUUGCUUCUAAUAUUUGUCCGUACUACCGUGCUAUCUAAUAUUUGGUUCAUUGUAGAUUACGUCUUAAUGUAGAAUACGAGGAUUUCGUACACAAGUGAAAGACCUGACUGAAAGAACUAAAAAUCGUGGUCGGAAAGGUUAUAGCGGCACAAACCAUUGGAACUUAUAUUUUCUAUAAUGGAAUAAUUGAUGUUUUAUUAAUUGAAACGGGGGAAAAGAAUUGAAGGCUAAAUAUUUGCAUUCUGGUUUGGAUGGAACAGUUUCUUUUGUUUUGGUAGACCCAGUGACACAUUCAUCACACCCCUUCAUUUUUUGUUUAACCGAAGAAGGCCCUUUUAGUUUCUUUAAUUCAAUUAAUGCUUUCCGUUGAUCAACAAUAAGUCUUGGCUGAUUCUCAUUUUAUUUCCUAUGGACGUGUUUGCUGGAUAAGGCAAGGCCUUUGACGCUUCUUUUUGCGCCCCCCCCCAUCCGGAAUCAAAAAGGGUACUUACUACCCCAGAAUGCUGAAAAGGGUGGGGGGAGAAGCAAGCUGGACCUCUGAUCAACCCAGAAACAAAUAAUUCUCAGCGUCACCCCCAUGAUUUGCUUGUCCAAGGCAGUAUGCCUUGCCCGGAUCAGUAGAUUACCUCAUAGCCUAUAAUACAAGUAUUGCCAUUGUGAAACUGCUUAUGGGGCCAGCGUCCAGUUGUUCCAGUUCACAUUUCGUCCUGGAAAUACCUUGUUCUCAUGUAUGCUCAUCCCAAGAAGUUCCUUGAUUAGCCGACUGGGAUGGAACAAUGGUUUAUCCUGAUUAAAAUUGUUCUCCACUUUACACUUCAGAAUUUCGGAGCUCUGAUCCCAAAACCUGUCGAUCUAGAUUGGGAAUCACUCUUUAUCCAGUUUGGACUUGCUGAAAGGUCACAACAGACUUUGACACCCAUGGUUCUGCCACAAAUUGAUGUCAAUACUUACCAAGUGCUUGAUUUUCUCAUGAGAACUAAAAUUCAUUCUUUUAACCGUGGAACUGAAAGGACCACUAAAAGAUAGGAACCGGACCCUACCAAGCCCUUCCUAUUUAAAGGAGAAAGGAAAAUAAGAAAAAUGGGUUCUAUGAACGCUUCAGCUUUAGUUGGGUGCCAAAAACUUUGCUUGUCCCGUGUGAUGAUCACUAUUGUUCAAAUUACAUAAAGUUCUGUUUUCAAAUUACAUAAAAGUAUGGUGUCAUUGGUUUUUAUUGAGUGCUAUAAAUAAUUGUUUUCUCAUCAUUUUAAUGGUUUGACAAUGCUUACUAUAGUCCAUCAGAGGGUAAUGUAGCUCUUGGAAUGCAGGUUUGUUUUCUUAUUGUGUUUGAGUCAUCAAAGAUGACCGUACAACUUCUGAGCUUGGAUGUAAUUACUGUAAUAUUUAUAAUUCGUAAAUUGUGGUUGCAGAUUUCUGGGCAUUUUACUUAUGGUGUUAUGGCAUUCUCUGCUGCUACAUUUAUGUUCUGGAAUUUGCUUGGGCCUCAUCUUGUACCAGCUGCUCUGCAACAAGGAAGUCCAAUAUCAUUAGCAUUACAGCUCUCCUGCAGUGUCUUGGUAUAUUCUUUACUGUCUUCAGAACACAACUAAGUGACUUUCUUUAUAUUUCUCUUACUAAUCCCCCAUUUUUCUAAUCCAUCAUUGUCGUAAAUUCAUGCACAUAAUUGGAACGAUGAAGUCACGUGCGUAAUAGUGACUGUUGCCAAUAAACUAAUAUAAUGCGCAAGUCAACGAGUGAUUGUUCACCUAUCAUGCUUGAUAAACCCCAGAUAGAGAAUCAAUUCGAUGCAGCCUCUGACAUAUAAGAGGAUUCAAGAUGAUUGUUGCUUGGCAGGGCAUUUUUCCACUCUUCUAAAGAAGAAAAACAGCACCCAAGCUAUUUCACACAUCUCUGAUAAUACAUAUCGAGUACCAUUUUGUGCUAUUAGAAGUACUGAGCAUGUGUUAUGUUAUGUUUCAAUGCAUCCACCAGUGUAUUUGAUUUUCAAGUAAGGUUUUCUUUCUCGAUGAGUUCCAUAAGGUAUGAAGUCUUCGUCCUGUUUGGUAAAAAGGACCCGUUCAGUGAGAUUCGUUUGUUAGGAAAAUUAUUCCUAAUUUAAAUUCUAAAUGAUGGGUUGUUCUCAUCUUCUCAUAAAAGAGGAAAUGUCCAUUGCUUUUAUUUUAUUUUUCAUAUUUAAAUAUUGAGAAAAAGAAGGCCAUAGAGUGAAACAACCGGUCAUCUAAAAUUUUUACUAGUAGAAGUCUGCCUGCAAAAUAAAUCUCACUUCUUGAUAGAAUUGCUCUCUUUCUAGUUAGGCUUUUUUUUGUACACAUCAUUGUUGCUUAAUCUUCUUCCAUCUUGUGAGGGUAGUCUGAGAAGAGUUCAUUGAUUUAGUGCUUGACCUUAGGCAUGCAUCCCUGACGUCAGUCUUAUUUAUGGAAGAAAAAAAGUGCCCGCAUCUUGGCUGUUUAGUUCUUCCAUGAAACCUGUGAUGAAACUUGUGUUAGGUUCUCAAAUGUCAUGGACAAAGGAUAACCUAGUUUCCAAAAGAAGGCAAGUGGAUAGCGAGAUCUGUAUUUUUCUAUUUAAAUGCUGAAUGAAAAAUACGAUAUUUUAUUGGUUUUAUCUAAAGUUACAAAGGGGGAGCUUCCAAGGUGGUCAGUAUUUUUUUAAUGCAACUGAGCCACUUGUCUCUUCCAACAAUUAAAUACAUUUUCCCCUCACUAGAACAUUAGGGUUUAGUGAUUGGGUUUAAAGAGAAUGUGUCUCCUGUAAGAUGAUAGCUUUCUUUUCUCUGUCAAAAUCCAUAGUGCUAAAAUGGUGGAGGAGCCCAUUGGCUCUUUUAAAAUUUAUACAGACGUAAACGAGGUUGUAGAAUGUGGUCAUUUAUGAGAAUGAGAUUUUGGCUAUUCAGAUCCUGCAAUCUCAAGGUUGAGCAGUUCUAUGAGUUCCCAUUUUAAUAUAUUUGAUCUGUUUAAUACAGUAUGAUUUAUGGCAUAGCUAUAAUAUGAUUUGUAUGAUUUCUAAUCUCCUAUGCUCAAUUUGUAACACCCUUGAUGACUUAUUACCAUCUGUGACGAAUUCACAUGAUUUUUUUUGCAAUGUAUUUCGUUUAGAUGAUCACAUGACUAUGAUAGUAAGAAUUAUCAACUAUGAUUAUUACUGUGUUUUGAAUAUCCCAAUGUCAUUACGUGGUUAUGAUUCAAUGCACAUUUUUUGCUUUGUUCUGAUCGAUGAACUCAAUGGAAUUUAUGAUUUCAUCGGAAAGACUCAUGCCCUAACUUUGUUGGUUGAUAGGAAUGGUAUUUAUUUACUUUGUGUGCCAGUGCAGGACUUGAUAUUCAUCAUUUGUGCAAUUAAUGUUUCUGUUUUAUGGAAUCCAACUUAAGUCGCUAUAAUUCGUAAAUGUAUGACCAUGUAAAACCUGGAACUAUUAUGUAUACUAAAUGUAGAGGCGCCAAAUCAGGGUGGACAAGAUGAUAUUUCAGACAUCAUGUGCAUUAACAAUCAUCAAAAUUUGUAUGACAUCUUGCAACACAUGACGCUAUGCUCUUUUUUAUUUACAGUGGGAGUAGAUGAUAAUGCAUCUAGGUGGUUGCAGCCUGUGUCUGUUGCCGUACCAUAAUCAUAUUAGCACUUCGGAAAGUAUAUUAUGGCAUUCCUAAUAUACAUCCUUGGCUGGUUAGAACAGAAAGCGGAUCGCUCACAUGAUUACACUUCCUGACUCACUUCUGCACUAAUAAGUGGUCCAAGUAAACUUAGCAUAUGACCUCCAAUUUUAUCUCCUAAAUUGGAAGUCUAUAGAUUGUUCAAAUCUUUGAAAUACGUUUGAUUAUCAUCAGUCACAACCCUUUUAGGAUUAUUAUCGAUAAAUGAUCAAAAGAAGGUCUGCCUGUAAUUGUCAACAAUUUAGUUAACAAUAAGAGCAUAUAUUGUUACGGAAAAUUACUGCAAAACCCACCCCGCUCAUGUCUUGCAAUAAGUGACACUUGCAUUAUAAGCAUCUGUAGGUAUCGAAAAAUACUUUGCACAACUAGGUAUUGUAAGUUUCAAUGUUCUCUGGAGAUGAUUUCUUGAAUUUUUUAUAAUCUCUCCUAUGUGAUAAUGUUUUAAAAGCAUAAAGUGAUCUGUUGUAGAUUGAGCAUGCUUGUCGUUGUGCUGGCUUCAGAAGAGAAAGGAGAGACAGAGAAACCAUUUAUUAUAGGACAGUUGACAGAUUUGCCUUAUUCACUGCUGGGCAGUGAACAUUCUGUGAUUUUUUAAACCAAAUCUUGCUAAUGACUCAGUUAACUUUUUACUACUAUUGAAUUCAUAAAGGAGAUAUCCAAGUGAUUGAAACUCCUGGUUUUUUAAUUUUAGAUGCCCCCCACUUUUCCCAACAUGACUCAAUUCUAAACGUGGAAUAUCAAGCAAACCACAAGCAUUGUCUGGUGUGAUUCAAAUGCUUAAGGCUCGUUUUUUAUUAAAUUUUUUAAUACCUUUUCAAUGUUACCUUUGUGCAGUAAUAUUAACUUCAUUUCACUGAAAUGAGAAUAUCAAAAUUCUGAUCCACUUACCUGCCCUACCUUUGAUUGUCAAAAUCAUCUACAGGUUGUUGCUUGUCCAUGUGCACUCGGCUUGGCAACCCCUACUGCUGUUAUGGUACUAUUUCAAAUUUCAACUCUAUUUUAAUGGGAGUUAACUACUACUCGUGAGAAAUUUAAGAUGAUGGUGUUAUACUAAUUCUGAUCAGGUUGGAACUUCAAUAGGAGCUACGAGAGGGCUCCUUAUUCGUGGUGGGAAUGUCUUGGAGAAUUUUGCUGGAGUCGAUACAAUUGUAUUUGAUAAAACAGGAACCCUGACAAAUGGGAAACCAAUGGUGACCAAAGUGUUGACCUUCGAAAGUGAGGGUAGUGAAAAUACGGGGUAAGUUUGGCUUAGGCUUUUUUGUUUCUGAAAUAGUUGAUUGUUUUUCAUUGGAUUAGUGACGACAGUCUAGCUCACACUAACUUAAUUCAGGGUUUGCCUUUUACUUAGUUGUUUUCUUGCAUGAGUUAGAUUAAUGCUCAGAUUAAUGUUUAGUGAGUUUCAGGGGUGUGUAAGGCUCGAUCUUGAUGGUCAAAGGUAGGUUCUCAUGUUUCUUUCGAGAUUUUUUAUCUAGGUUCUUUUCUAUAUGGUAUCUCCUAAUGGGUAACUUCGAAAUCUAAUACACGGAAUAGUGAAUUAUGGUAAACAAAUUAGAGAAGUAGAAAUGAGAAGAAAAAAGAGCCUGGGAUGGAUGUGAACUGGAAAAAAAUUAGGGGAUACUUCAUAAAUACUACCUAGAUACAGAAAUCAAGAAUGCCAUGGAUUUAAUGGGUAUUGGCUGAGAUAUUUGAUCUCAGUAGCCCAAUAACUUAAACCCCAAUGAAAAUAAAAUGUUUUUACAACGCUCCCUUUUAAGCUAAACAUUUAUAUUUUUUAUCUUCAACUUAGUUGAAUUCUCUAGGUCUUUAGAUGUUCCUUGGUGAAAACAUCAGCAACCUGAUUUUAAGACUGAACAUAUGGCACGCAAAGUUCUGCAGAAUUUAAUUUCUUCCCUGAUGAAUGCUAGUCAUCAUAGUGUGCUUUUUCCUGAGAUCUUAAUGGGGUUAUUUGCGAUAUUUACUGCUGUCUUGCUGUCACAAUAUGAAUGUCGAAAGACUUAACAGUAGUACAGAUUGGCAUAUGAUGGGACUUGUUCAGGUUCCUUAAGGGCCCUACAUCUUCUUGAGAAUAAUCUUAACAUAUGAGGACAAUUACAUUCCUUCUCUUAGAGUAAGCCAGCAUUUAUUCAUCAUCAAACACAGCAAAUAGCACUUUGAUUACGAGCUUUUCUAUCGAGUUUAAGGAGACAAUAAUGUCCCCUCAUGGAGCAGAAGUAACAUCUUAAGGAUCUAGUUUUUUCUAGUUUAAGGAUGAAGACACUUGUACCUCUUUUUUCUGGAUGACUGGCCAAGGUACCUUUGAAGGCAUGAGGGUUCGAUUUUGACGAGCCAGGUUGAGUAUAGAUUGUAAAACAAAGGCAUCCAAAUACUUUUGAUGAUGGAGGUAAUAAUUUUUGGCCCAGAAGAGAAAGAGUGUAUGUGUGGGGGCAAGUUCUCUAAGACCCUAUAUAGCAUUUUAUUCGUAACCUAGCUGUUGUGGGUAAAGUUUUAACGUAAACAUCUGUGGUCGAUGUUGUUGAAGUAAUUAUGCUCCAAUGAUCUCUACAAGGUCAAAAUUCUUCCUUUCAACUUUCCAUUUUAUCUAGUGUACAGACAAACGAUGAUCCAUGUUGUAUUUCUUUAUCUUAAAAAAUGAUAUGUAAUUUUAUGUCCGAUUACUUGACAUUAUCUAGUCAGGGCCUCACAACCCUUUUUUCUGAACUAAGUUUCUAUCAUUUUGUAGAGUAAAUGAAUAUAAUGUGGGCAGCUUCUUGAGCUUUCAUUAGAUAGAUCCAAAUAAAAUGUAUGUACUUACCAGUCAAACUUGUAAAAUGAUAACUUUCCGUAAAGUGUUUCUAAACAUCAGAAUGAACAAGAUCUGAAAAGAAUAAACUCUUCUACUAUUUGAGCUAGAAAAUGAACCUAUACAUUAUUUUGCCUCUUUACAUAUACGAAACUGGAGAAACUCGACUCAGAUUGAAGUAUAGAAAACAAAAACAAAAUUAGGCAAACGAUAAAUGACCAAAGGGUAGUAUGAGACAUCAUAAUUAUGAAUCCUUCAGCAAUAAGUGCUUAUUAUCCGUUCUUGAAUUUAUCAGGCUUCACUUAAGAUUAUUUUACCUCAAUUUUUUUUUAAUGAUUGUAGUGAUUACAAUAUAUUUUUUCUUUCCUUUCUCACUCUGUUCUCCUUUUCCCUCCUAUAGGAGAAGUUGGGGAUAGACCUUAAUUGCCCAGCUGACUCCACCAAGUGCUAACAUGGGGAUGACUCCAUGGUUUAGUGGAUAGCCUCAUUCUUCUCCUCUGGGCUAAGAACUUUAAAAAGCACAUGUUCUAAUGAAGGUAGAUAUGUAAAGUAUAUUGCAGCUGGGCAAACUCUGCAGUCCAAACUCUAGAUUCAAACUAGGAAGGAACUUGAAUUUUCUAUUCUAAAUAUAUUGUAGCUGUCACUUUUGAUCAGCUGCAACUAUGUGGGAUAAUAAUUUGAAGGUUGCUUUAUCGUUAUUUGAUGAAUCCCACUAGUCAAAUGAUAAGUUCCAGAUGCAUCAUCUUAAUGUACAUUUUUUCUAGUAGCGUUCAUACUUUUCUAGUUAUCGGUUUUCCUAAUACGGGGAAUUGAUUUGCGAUCCAGACUAAACUGAGGAUCCACGACAUAAUCAUUAUGUUAUCAAGUUUCUACACACCAUAUUUGGACCAUUUUCCACCAGGGCCUUCAGUUUUCCAUUAAUAUAGUCACUUAAUACGCCUUUUAAUUUAGAUCCUGGGGGUACUUGGCUGCACUGUAUUAUUCCUUCCAUCAACUUUACAGAAGUCAUAGAAAGGGUAAACAUCAUGAAGGCCCUGUAGUUCCUUCAUGAGCUGCCUUUACAAUGCCGGGACAACAUUCUCCAGAAGUGACUCUGAGGGCGUUUCAUUGCAGGAAGGAGGUAAAUGUCGGAUGAAAAUAAGCCAAAUGGGGCCUUCAUAAGGUCGACUCAAAGCCCUUCAACUCAACAGAGUGUGGGCUGAAACCACCAGACCAAUGGCAUCAUAACUUAAUCAGCUAACCUAUUAUUCCCUUCCAUUCAGCUUCUACUCUUAAUUUGGAAUAUAUUGUUUAUUUCGUUCUUCCCUAGCCUAGAUUUAUUCAUUAGAAACUGUUGACAAUUGAUCUUGAUUGAGAUUCGUGCAACUUGGAGAAUGAAAGGAGUUGAUCUUGACGAUCCUCCUCUUCCAGGAAAAUGAACCAGUCACCACUUCUUGGAGCAGGGUUUCUGCAAUCCAAAAUGAAUCCGUCAAUUAUCAUGGUUUCCCGCUUAAAUAUGGGUUACAUGAGUUAAUGGGCCAGGCCUAUUCCAUUAGUCUUCAAGUGGAUCCGUUAACAGUCUAAUGGAUCCACUUAACAAAGGGCAUGACGGGAAAGGACAAAAAUACAAUAAAAAGAAACAGGUAGAAAGGAAAACAAUCUUAGAAAGAGUUCAACACCCCCCCUCUCAAGUUGGGUAUGGAUGUUUCCCAUGCCCAACUUGGACACCAUCUUUUGAAAUACUGGUCUUGUGAGUCCCUUUGUCAAUAUGUCAGCAAUCUGUUAUGAUGUCCCAACAUAUACUAGAUCUACAUCUUCAGUUUCUACUUUUUUUUCAUAAAAUGUCGAUCAACCUCAAUGUGUUUAGUCAUGUUGUACAGGAUUUCGAGCAAUAGCCAUUUCUAACUAGUUGUCGCAAAACAGUUUCAUAUGAUUUGAUUGGUUGAUUCUUAGUUCAUCUAGCAGACCUCGAAUCCAUAAACCUUCACAUAUCCCUUGGGUCAAUGCCCUGAAUUCUGCUUCAGCACUAGAUCGUGUGACUACUUGUUGCUUCUUGCUUCUCCAGAUCACAAGAUUUCCACAAACAAGUGUAUAAGAUAAUGUUAUUUGCAGGCUGUAUCUAAUAAGUGUCCAAUUUACUCUUCCUCCAGGUUACAUAUUUAAUUGUGCAAAUAACAUUACAAGUGCAAAUAACAUUCUUCCUCCAAAGUUCCGUGAAGAAAUGCAUUUUUCACAUCAAACUGAUGCAUUUCCCAUCUUAGAUUUACUACCAAUGCUAUGAGUUUUUGGAUAGUAUUCAACUUUGUAAUAGGAGCAAACGUCUCGAUUUCAUAAGAUUGUGAAUAACCUUUAGCCACCAACCUUACUUGUAUUUUUCCAAUGUUCCAUCAGUUUUAUACUUCAGCGUAUACACCCACUUAUAGCCAACCAACUUUUUUUCUGAAGGUAAAGGGGCUAAGUCUCAUGUACGAUUCUUCUCUAGUGCUUCAAUCUCUUCAUCCAUGGCAUGACUCCAUUCGUUGUGUGACAGGGCUUCUUCUACUGUUUUAGGGAUAAUAAUUGUCUUCAAGUUCAUAAGAAAAGCUUUAUAUGAUGGUGUUAACCUAUCAUAUGAUAAGUAGUUGACCAUAGGAUAGAGUAGUUUCCUUAUACAACUUCUCUUCCCUUUGCAUAAAGCAAUGGACCAAUCUAGUUGCUCAUCAUCAUUGGUUUCAGUGAACUAGUGGUCCUCUUCUUGGUUGGCAUUAUCAAUAUGAGAUGUCUCUUAUACUUGGACUAGUUUCUCCUAUUGAUUUUUUCUCUGCAGUGUAGGUAAAUCAUUCAUUUCUACUAGCAUCUCUACUCUAGGUCGUCUCUUGUAUACUUUUACUUCUUUGAUUCUAGGAAUGGGUGUCUUUUGGAUCAUGAAUUCAUUUAUGUCCUAUAACUCAGUAUCAACGAUUGAGUUCUCUGUCUCUUGUGGAUUUCUCACCCCAUAAUAUGACUCCAACUCAUUAUAAGUCACACUAGUUGAGAUGAAGUUUUUUUUAGAAGUGGGAUUAUAACACUUAUAACCCUUAUGUGUAGUUGAGUACCUAGCAAAUAUAUAUUUUAUAGAUCGUGGUUCAAGUUUUCCCACUAGGUUCCCUUGAGCAUGAUCAUAGGCAUUACAUCCAAAUAACCUUGGAUGAAGGUGAGUCUUUAGUUUCACAUGAGGAUAGAAUCUACUCAAUAGUUCCAUAGGACUUUGAUAUUCUAGAGUUUUAGCCUAAUAUUUAUAUUCAUAAGAUGAGUACUAGUGAGGACAACUUCACCUUAGUAUUGCCUCGAAACUUGUUGUUGAAACAAAAGAGCUAUAGCUGUAUCUAAUAAGUGUCCAAUUUUUCUCUUAGCCACCCUAUUUUGCUGGGGCGUAUUGAUAUAGGAUGACUCAUGAAUUAUCCUUUUCUGAUCAAAGUAGGAGGACACAGCUGAAUUGAAAUAAUCUCUAGCAUUGUCUGAUCUAAACUUCUUGACAACAGUUCCAAACUUAUUAUAAAUCAUUUCACAAAAUGAUUUCACCACUUGGAUGGCAUCUGAUUUUGAUUUUAGUGGUAAACCCAAGUAAACCUGAUACAGUCAUCAACAAACAAGAUAAAUCACCUACAUCUAAACAAGCUAGUCAUAGGUGAUGGUCCCCAAAUAUCACUAUGUAUGCGAUAUAAAUGGAUUGUACUAUGUUCACCAAUAUUUCUAGAUGAUGAGCAUUUAUGUUUAGCCAAUUGGCAAGCCUCACACACUAGAGUUUUAACAUCAACACCUUCAAACAUAGAAGGAAACCAUGUUUUUAAAAGAUCAAAGGAAGGAUGCCCAACAUGGCAGUCUUGUAACAGUAUAUUAUUCUUUUUGUGUUCCCUGACACCUCCACUCUAAGGUGAUUGUUGUAAAGACAUCAGUGCAUGAUCAUCCUUUUCCCAAUAGAGCAAGCCAUCUCCUUCCUUAACACGUCCAAUCUUCAUCCCUGAGACCUUGUCACAAAAUGAAUAUCCAUCAUCCUUAAGAAUGAAACAUCAAUUAAUAUCUUUAACAAGUUUCUAUAGUGAAAUCAAAUAAGUCUUCAAUUUAGGCACAUGUAAAAUAUUUCUUAAAGUGCCUAAAUGAUCUAUUUUCAAGCUCCUAAUCUCUUCAACCAGUAGAAUCUCACUGUCAGUAGUAAUAAAUUUUCUCUGCCCAUCACAUUUCACAUAAUCAACAACUUUACACAUAUUUGAGGUCAUAUGGUCCAUGGCACCAGAGUCAAGUAUCCAGGACAAUUUAGAAAAACUAUUGAAUGCAUAUGAUUUGAAAAAACUUUAUUCUCACUUGACCAAACCAAGGACGUAGAGCUCAACAUACAUGAGUUUCUCUACUUCCUCCCUCAGUCUUUCAAAUUCAUCACCCUUGUGCUGAUUACUAGGAUUGGGAGGUUCCUUCAUUGCAGAUUGACCUUCUAUAGUCUCUGCUGGUUGCAAAGUAGCCACAUAUGCCCUCCCUUGUUGAGGUGGUCAUCCAUGUAGCUUCCAACAGUUUUCUAUUGUAUGAUGCUUCUUCUUGCAAUAUGAACAUCAAAAGUUCUCUUUGUUAUCCCACUUUUGGUAUCUUCCUUGUGAUGUAAUGUUUGGGUUUUGAUUGCACUCUUUCUGUUCUCAUUGAUUCCCCUGAUUGGGCAAUUCUCUGGAAUGAAUUGACUGAUUUUGCUUGCUGGAGGCAAGGCUGUUGACUCAUUCUUCUCAAUAUUGAUAGACUGAAUCUACUCUCCUCUUCCAUAACAAUCUGAAUAGCUUCAUCUAGCUCAGGCACCUUCUCACGAUGGAGAAUUUGACUCUUGAGGCUUUUAUAAUCAGAGUUCAGUCCCAUUAGCAAUGUAUACAUUCUGUGUUUCAAUGUAUCCACGCACUCCGAGUUGGGAUUCUUUACUGGCCAAUGAUGAUCAAUCUCCCUCCGUAUAGCCUUUAAUUCACACGAAUAUUCCAUAACAUAUUUACUUCCUUGCACUAAAUGUGUUGCCUUCGCCACCAGGUCAUAAAUCCUCUAAUCAUUGUGUUUCUUUGAGCAACUUUUGUGAAUUUAAUCCCACAAUUCCUUCACGGAGUGCAUGAACAUGAUAUUCUCAGACAUCUCUGAUGUCAUUGUACUUAGCAGCGACGUAUGGAUAAUAGCCUCUUUUGAUUUCCAUCCUCUAUAUUUUAGAUCUUAUUGUUUCAAUGGUUCUUCUAUAAGGUGAUUUGUUAAGCCUUUUCUAAGAAGUGUCAGAUCAACAAACUGCUCUCACUGAUGAAGAUUUAUCACAUUGAAUCUAAGUUUCUCUGAGAUAUUUGAAAGAAUAUGAUAUAGUCUCUCUCUUUCUCCAGUCGUCACUGAAAAUGAUGUAAGUUUCAUAGGUGACGAAGAGAUUUCUCCUGAAUGCAUUCUGAAAGUCUUUUUCCUUCGUACUUUCCAUAAUGCCUUAGUUCACUGCUUGCGGAAGGUUUCUUUCUUCCUUGGUGUUGCUCCAAAACAAAAAAAGAAAACAAGAUUCAAGAAACAAGAAACGAGAAGUAUCUGAUCCCACCAGAAUCAACACUGCUCUGAUACCAUGUUGACAAUUGAUCUUGAUUGAGAUUUGUGUAACUUGGAGAAUGAAAGGAGUCGAUCUUGACGAUCCUCCUCUUCCAGGAAGAUGAACCAGUCACCACUUCUUGGAGUAGGGUUUCUGCAAUUCAAAAUGAAUGCAUCAAUUAUCAGGGUUUCAUGCUUAAGUACAUGUUACAUGAGUUAAUGGGCCAGACCCAUUCCAUUAGUCUUCAAGUGGAUCCAUUAACAGUCUAAUGGAUCCAGUUAACAAAAUACAGUGAAAAGAAACAGAUAGAAAUGAAAACAAUUUUAGAAAGUUCAACAGAAACAAUACAACAGGUUGACUAUCAUGUCAUAUAAGGAAAAUUAGAUUAUGGGAACCUAUGUACUACGUAUGUUCAGAAAAUCAGCUAGCUGGUAUUUUCACAAAAGGAUGGCGACAGUUUAUCAUCAGUAACUUCAAGCAAGUUGACUUUGUGAGUCUGUGAUGGAAAAUUAAUGUUGUUGAUUUGGAAGUAAGAAGUUGGUAGCAUAAGACUCAUAUCACAUGUAGUACACUUUUGGUUCUUUCACAAUUCAUGUACAGUUUAUGAUAAGACAUUUUUCUCUGGUGCAGAAACGUCUCUUCUAAAUUUUCAGAAAAUGAAAUUUUGAGGUUAGCAGCCGGAGUUGAGUCUAACACAAUUCAUCCUGUUGGGAAAGCCAUUGUUGAAGCUGCUAAGACUUCUGGUUGCCACAAUGCGAAGGUAUUGUAGUUGUAACAAAUCAUUUCUCGUUUCCCGAAGUCAAAUUAACAUCAUAAUAUCAAAAGAUUUAGCAAAAAAUUAGUUUCUAGAAAGAAGAGUACGCAGAAAGUCCUUGAAAUACAUAUAGAUAAUUUUCCUGACAUUAAUGAUCACCCAUCGUUAAGCCAGGCUGGUUUUGUGUUUCAUUCGUGACCGUUUUGAAAACAUCUUAUGAUGGUAUCUUGAUUUCUUAAAAUUUCAUGAUGUUGGCUGCUUUUGUAAUUUUUAAAUGUCGUAAAUAUAUAUAUUUUAAAAAUUAAUACCUUACAGGAAGGGUUCUGACUUUCACAAGUCAUAUUCUCUAUUCAGUAUUUUAUCACCGAAACUCAUGAGCAUUUCAGCAUUGCCUAAAAGGCUUCCCUUUCCAAGGAAAUAUAAAAUGAUAUUCGUUAAGUCUUGAUCAUAGAAAGAGUUGUGAGAAGUAUAAAUGAAUGAAAUUCGAUUAGUUUUCUUUUCAUUAAUCCUAAAUAUUAUAUAAUAUUUGACGACCAUACAUUAGCUUUGGGCAAUUAUCAAAGGAUGAUUACAACUUGUGACCAAGAAAAAUGACAUUCUUUGUUUAACACCCACAUUGAUUGGAAACUGAUUUUCAUUUGUGAUUUUCCACUCAGGUGGCAGUUCUUUCAAUUGCCAGCAAACCCUGACGACCUCAAUGUCAUCCAGACGCUAAGCAGAUAGGAGCCCUUUUCUAAGUGGAUGUCAUUGUUGAAAAAAUUAAGUGAUCCCACAAUAUAUUUAGCCUUGUGAGCUUGCUGACAUCCUCAAGUAACAAUCGAAACUACAGGAAACUAAAUCAGGAAUAGAUUUCCCGUCUGCUUCAAAUUACAAUCUUAUCCAAGUAUGACAUUUGAUCUUCUCAAUUCAUAAAAAGAAUAUCCCUUCCCUGUUCGCCUAUCCAUUCCAUUUCCAGAAGUUCUUUUAUUUGACAAAUUCUUCCUCACAGAUCCUUAAAAUUCAAUUCCAGCUGAUAGCUGAUUCUAGAUAAUGAAUUAAAUGUUGGGGAUAACUUGGUCACGAAAUGUUCAGUUUAGAGUUCCAAUGAGAAGUGACAUGUCAAGUCUCUGUCAGAUAAUACGGCUUGGAAACAUGGUGUACAUCAAUACGAACAUAAGAAUAAAAUGGUGAUGUAAGAGUUUUGUAUUUUCAUUUUCAAGGCAUCAUCAAAUUAUAGAGAUAAAAGAACUGCAGAGAAGACUUCCUUUCUGUUUCCGAUUUCAUUUCGCCUCUGGAAUUAUUUUUUGUUUGUACUGUGUUCCAUGUUAGUCAAUAAAUUCCUAUCAGUCGAAGAUGAACACCUCCCAGUUUUUAAUGGCUCGCUUUCUGGAAUAUGUUAUUCAGGUUGAAAAUCCCAAAGAAAAUCUCGGCCGUACAUGUGAGCUUUAGCGGUAACUUUUUUCACUAGAGUUCAAAAAUGUUUAAAAAUGAAAUUUUAGUGACACAAACAGCUUCAAUCGUGUUAUGCCUGAUCUUUUAUUGUGGUUUUCUCUUCCUCCUCUUUAGAUACUCUAGGAAUCCAAGCAUUGAGUUAAAGGUUGACUUUUUCCCUUGCUCAGCUUAGUUGCACCAGUCAAUGUUUUCAGUGGUAUGCAUUAGUUCCAAGUCAUUUGAUGUUUUGUCACCUUUGCACUUUUACCAUAGAAGAAAUUAGCUCUUUUGCCCUUGUUUUAAAGAGUUGGCUCCCGUGGAUAGUGGAAUCAUACAACAGGGUAAUCGUAAAUUAGGCCACAAUAACCUGAGAUGUGAUGUCUCCUCUAAUUUCCUAUGUUCAAUCUUCUUUUAUGACAACCUUUCCUAUCCUUCCAAAAAAAAUUUAGCUUUUUUGCAGCUUUAAAAAACUGAGGCAAAUGCCUUAAACUUAUUCCUAAUGCCAAAGACUGCUCAUUAACGUUAGUAUGAAAUUCUUUUAAGAGCCCUGGAAAAGGUGUGACAGGGAGACUGCAUGCCAAUCUCUGACUACUCUUAAAUAAUGGGCCAUUUCAAUUAGAGUGUCACCAACUGAGGGUACAAUUUUACCUCGUCUGGAGACGAUGCAUGACUGGAAUCAAUUGAUUUCAUGUCCAAUCCACUUAUCCUUGAUUGUCAUAUUCUCUUUAAUUUUUGAAAAGAUGAAUUUGAGUUUAGUGUAUUGAAUAUAAUAUGACAGGUGGAUGAAGGAACAUUUCACGAGGAGCCUGGAUCCGGUGUAACAGCCAUUGUGGAGCAGAAACGGGUUACUGUUGGGACUUCGGAGUGGCUCAGAAGGUAGUCCAUUUCUGUACUCUAAUUAUUUGAAGAUCAAUGGAAGUUUUUUUAACAUCCUUCAAUUCCAAGGAAUCAUAUCAUUCAUUUUCAGCUUCAUUUUUGUCAGUGUGCUUCCUCGAUCCUUAAUGAUUGGAGCUAUCUGAUUGGCAAUGAUUUUUUCACGUCAUCUUGAGAAUCAUCAUGAAUAAAGCAAAAAUUGAAAAAGGAUUACAUCGAUUUGUCGAGUUUAUAUCUUUGUUGUAGUGGGAUAAUAUUUGACCUAGUUGCUAGAAAAACUGCAAAUUUCAUAUUUAUGCAUGAAAUUCACUCGCAUUCUUCUGUCUCAAUCUGAAUUCUUGAGUGAUCUUCUGGCUGCAGACAUGGAGUAUAUCAAAAUCCACGUCUGGAUGUAGAAGAACUUGAAAACCAAUCUACUGUUUAUGUUGGAGUUGACGGAAACCUUGCUGGCGUCCUCUACUUUGAAGAUAAGAUAAGAGAAGAUGCUAGGCAAGUAAUCGAAUCUCUAUCCAAGCAGGGAAUAAGCAUAUAUAUGCUUUCAGGAGACAGGAAGAGCACUGCUGAGCAUGUGGCUUCUGUUGUUGGAAUUGACAAGAAUAAGGUGAGAACUCCCCUCAGAUACUGUACAAAGUGUCUUUUGUAUGCAGAUUUCUCUGAUAGAGCUAUCCUAGAUAAUGCCAGAACAUCCCUUCUCGGUAAUUCAUAUAAUGAUUUUAUUAAUGAUAGUGGAAUGAAAUCUUGUGUGCCCGCUACAAGAUUAAGAUAUCUACCUUCUGGCGUAAGGCCGCAUACAUAAUUGCAUAUUUACCACGCAUUUUACAGUGAUCACCGGUAACUCAUGUAUUGUUCUGUGGAGACUGCAUAUCCCAGCAACAACCUCAUCUUGAUUAUAUCACCAGAAAAUUAUAAUUUUUUGGUGGAUUUUCAUCAAACUCCGAUAUUGGCACUUCGGUGCCUCUUCCUAGUUUUCAUGGCGUCAGGGUCAUUUACUGCUAGUAUUCUAAAAUUCUGCAUGUCUUAUCUCAUCACUGUUUCUAGUGAAACCAAACCAAAUAGAAUUUUUUGAAUUUUUUUGCCUUUGACUGACGAAUUCAAUGAUUUGCAAAAGUGAUGAUAAUAAAACUGAAAGAGGUUGAGAUGGGUUAAUACUUGUUAUUUUUGACGGACUCUAAUCUGGUAGACGUAGGGAAAAAAUGGGAUGGGUUGUGUUCGUUUUUAUAACUGAUUCACAACCUAACAGAUUGCAUGAAGUUUUAGUGCUGGAAUUUUAUGCGUCUAAGGUGAGACAAGGAAACUAGCCCGGAGAAAUGGCCCUACAGGAUAUUAUACCUUAAUCAUUAUUAAAGGUUGAUUGAGAAUUCAUUGUUCAAAGGAAUAGCUGCAUCUGGUAGCUAACCCAAAACUGGGAUUCUUUUUUCUGUGGGUAAACUGAGCUGAACACAUAUCUCACAAAUCAUUUGAAUUCACUUAUAUCCAAUGCAAACAAUGCGCAUUGGAUAUGCUGAAAAAAAAUCCCGUCCUUUUAAAGCCAUUAUUUUUUUUAGUUUUAUGCAGUCAUCAUCGAUGCUGUAGUAUAGGAUGAAAAUGAAUUCUGUCACUCUAUGUCAGCCAAUGUCAAAGGGAGAUUGUCAAACAGCUCCCCGUGUUAGGAAGAGAUUUGUAUACAGAUGGUAAUCAACUGUGAUGUUAUUCCGAAUUGGGUUUUUCCUCGGGAGGUUCAAAUAUUACCUCCUGUAGAAUUGGAGAUAAUAACGUCAUUUGUAUAGUCAUCAUCAUCAGCAUCAGCAUUAAAAAUAAGGCCUGUCUCCAUGAACUUGUGUUUAGCUUAUGACCGAGAUGCCUAGAUCUUAAUAACUUUGAAUAAGAUGAGAGGCGUGGUUCCCAGUCAGAAGCCAUGCAUUAGUCUAAUCUUCUGGAUUACGCAACAAAAGGGAGGAGUGGUUCUGCUGGCUCUGAGUAAUCCACGCCUCCCUUUUCUUGUAGUAUGAUUUGAACGGUGCUAACUGGCAAUAGAGGAGAGCCCAGGGAGAAACAACUGGAUGGGAUAAACCUUUAUCCCUACUUUUAUCAUUCAGUAUCUUAGGCAUUAAAGGCUAUCAUUUGAGUAUGCAUCCGAUGCGAAUCUAUCAUUUGGCCUCAUGCGUAUUUACCUCAUAAAGACUAUGCAUCGUUUGUGUGAUGAAAGAAAGUAUUUUUACUCUUAUCGUUUCCGAUCCCAGUUGGUAUGAUGCUGUGCUGCAAUGAUUUUGGUUUCCUGCGCACUAAAUCACAGGUUAUUUCAAGUGUAAAACCCGAUGAAAAGAAGAACUUCAUUAGAGAACUUCGGAGUAGUCAUAAAGUAGUGGCCAUGGUUGGGGAUGGUGUCAAUGAUGCUGCAGCCUUGGCUUCAGCAGGCGUUGGAAUCGCAAUGGGCAGUGGUGUUGGUGCAGCCAGUGAUGUAUCUUCGAUAGUGCUCAUGGGAAACAGGCUAUCACAGGUGAUUACGACUUGACAUAAUGUGAUCUAAAUUUAUCAUCACUUCAAUGUUUAGUAUUCCUCACGUCUGUUGCAUGUAAAGAAAUACUUGAAACUUUUUUGAGUUACUAGCAUGAUCAGCAAUCUGGGUCAAGUUCAAAUUUCUUUGUGACCUCCUAGUCAACUGAUUUUCUCGUAAAGUGUUAUUUUCUUCAUCUUCAGAGAUACUUUCCAAUCGUCAAACACUGUAUCUUUGAUGGGCGGGGGAAUUCCGAUAUUUAAAGCGUUUUUUACUGGAUGGUUCGUUCGAUACUUACAACUACACCUUAAAACCUCAUCUCAGGCACUUCCGACAGGCUUUUAUGCCUAACACCAUCUGAGAAAUAAUGUCUGGUGAAUGUCAAUGCUUGAGUCUGGAUGGUUCAAGAUUUUCCUUAUUCGAAGCCAAAAAAGUAUUUUCAUAUAAAAUUCUUACAGUUCAAUGCUUGGGUGCCAUUUUCUCUUUCCCUGUGAAAGCAUCAAUGGCGGGCUAGUAUAAUGUUGGAAUCGAUGUCAAUAUGUGGAUAUUAAGAGGUUUUUCAGGAUUAUACAUACUGUUCAGACAAUUUUUUGCUUCAUCUUUUUCUUCUUUUAAAUUCGUUUUCAAUCAACGCAAACAUGUGCAGCUGCUUGAGGCUCUGGAACUGAGCAAAUCGACUAUGAAGACAGUGAGGCAGAACCUUUGCUGGGCAUUCGGAUAUAACAUUGUAAGUGGCACCUUCACAAAACCGUCACGUUUCUUAGUUUUUUUUACAUACUUCUGCAGAGUUAAAUUUUAAAAAAUAUAUUAAGAAUUUAUCAAAAAAAUGCACUGAUUGACCAGCGCUGAGUGUCAGUACUUUAGUCAGAUUAUAUAAAGUUUCUCUAGGAAAUAUCGAUUAUUUGUGAAGAUCCUGGACCAGCUUUGAUAACACACGGCAUAUUCUUAUAAUAAAGCAGCAAUUUUUUUCAUUUUAUAUGAGGAAAGGGUAAUCAAGGGCAAACCUACGAAAAUUCAGAUUUCUUUAUGACUCCAACAACAGCAGAGAAAAACCCAGAAAAAUUACUUUUUUCUUUCUUUUUUUUUCUUCCUUUUACACAGGUUGGAAUCCCGGUCGCUGCCGGGGUGUUGUUGCCGCUGACCGGUACCAUUCUCACUCCAUCCAUCGCCGGGGCUCUGAUGGGCUUGAGCUCCGUGGGAGUGAUGGCGAACUCACUGCUUCUUCGAUUCAGAUUGGGAUCCAAACGGAAACCCAGCCACCAAAUCCGGCCACAUAUGGAAUCCGAAUCUCCCUCCGGUGCUGAGGAACUGGCCGAGCCUCAAACGCCGAGAUGGAAGAAGACUUGA